Messenger RNA from Drosophila bipectinata, 549 nucleotides. It is a transcript of the gene Tim9a, whose product is annotated as translocase of inner membrane 9. The record is from RefSeq and is a predicted model, not a curated record. NCBI's taxonomy places the organism in Eukaryota, Metazoa, Arthropoda, Insecta, Diptera, Drosophilidae.
AUAUCUCGUCAUCGCCUGGAAAGUGUCAUACCUAACAGACACUAUCGCACAGCUGUCUGACCUGCUAUUAUUUAAUAUAGGUCUGCCCUGGCACAUUAGUUUCGACUUUGGAAAUUGGAAACUUGAAUCAAAGAUAGUAGUACACAAUGGCGAAAACCCCGGAAACUAUUGCGCUGGAACAGCUGGACAAGGACCAGAUGAAAACGUUUUCAGAUUUUUUGAUGUCAUACAACAAGCUGUCCGAGAUGUGCUUCACAGACUGCGUACGCGACUUCACAUCCCGAGAUGUCAAAGAUUCCGAGGAAAAGUGCUCGCUCAACUGCAUGGAGAAGUACCUGAAGAUGAAUCAACGUGUGUCGCAGCGCUUCCAGGAGUUCCAGGUUAUCGCCAACGAAAACGCCCUGGCCAUGGCCCAAAAGACUGGGAAGCUGUAGUACUUUACAUAUGUUACAACUAGUUUAGAUCCUGGCGAUAAUGCAUUUCUGUUGCAUUUGAUUUGUCAAAAUAGCUGAGUAAAGGACGAGACGAUGGUAGCGGUUCGACCCGGAA